This is a messenger RNA of Racocetra persica, 249 nucleotides long. NCBI's taxonomy places the organism in Eukaryota, Fungi, Glomeromycota, Glomeromycetes, Diversisporales, Gigasporaceae. The record is from the annotation of a GenBank genome assembly.
CUAGACAUAUUUGUAGAUAUUAAAGACAAAGAAAAGGCUUCUGAAUGGUUUUUAGAAUUUGAAUUUUGGACAAAAACUAUACCAGAAACUAGAUAUUAUCCAAUUAAAGAGAAGCAAAUGCUUUUUUGUAAAUUAAGACAUUAUAUACAUAGUGGUUUAGUCAAACAAAAACAAGAGAACAGAGAAAUAAAACACAUACAAUCAUCUUGUACACAAAAUACAAACUACAUAGCAACUAUUUAUCUUUGA